Molecule: messenger RNA, 1134 nt
Organism: Brassica napus (rape)
Lineage: Eukaryota; Viridiplantae; Streptophyta; Magnoliopsida; Brassicales; Brassicaceae
Exons: 2
Coding region: 594-968 (124 amino acids)
Source: RefSeq, a predicted model, not a curated record
GAUGGCACCUGUGGUUUUGUUCUUGAAUCCUAGCGCAUUUUAUUUACCAUCAUAUAUAUGUUUUGAAAUCUGACAACUAUCUUUACUUUGCGCUUUUAGGAGGAGGGUUGCAAGAUUAUCUGCUUAAUCGAAUGUAUGGAUACAUAUUGGAGCUGGUUUUACUUUGGCCAUAACAGUUGUAAGAGCAAAGCCUUAAUACUCAAAUCUAAGGAAGGUGGAAUUUUGUUUUCAAAUGAGAAGCCAUUGUUCUGGUGCACAUCUUGUCAUGCUACGGUCACGAGUGUAGCACCAAAGUGAGUUUAACCUGGUUUUUAACGUACUCCAUUAUGUUUUAAAUAUAAUUGUUAAUUCAGCCGAACUAUUUAUGAUCUUCCUGAUCAGGUACAAACUGCAUAUGUUUGUCAAAGAUGACACAAGUACUUGCAAACUGAUGAUGCUUGAUUCUGUUCGUAAACUCAUUGUCGGAUGUGAAGCUGAAGAACUUUGGGAUGGCUCCUAUGAUGAAGUUACUAUCUAUUUGUUUUUUUUUGUUGGUUUAACUAUGAUGGUUUUAUUGAGUCACAAAAGUUUUAUUUUUAUAUUAUUCUUUGAGUAUGCAGAUUGAAGAUCCGACAUAUUUGCCUCAACCUAUUCGAGAUUUAGUUGGUAAAUCUCUGUGUUUUGGUGUCACUCUUAGUUCUGAAAAUGUUGCAAAUGGAUCAGAUGUCUUUCUGGUUUCACAAGUUUGUUCUGGGGAUAAGAUUCUUCAGAUCGAGUCAAAUUCAGACCCCAUGACUCAUGUUAUGGAUGGUUCAUCAAUCACGUCUGGUGGAGAGGUUUAUGUGUCGGAAAAGAACAGUCAGAAUUCAUCUGAAGGAACCUCAACCCCAUUCUCAAAGCACAAAGAAAAAGAUCAACUUGAUCAGAAUUCGACUUCAAAGAAAAUUUGUUCCAAGUCUGUCAAGAUGGAGAAAAUUAAAGAUGAUUAGCUGGAAGUAGAAGGUGUCAGGCGAUGGGGGUGAUUUCUUUCUUGCUUAUUUUUUUGCUUUUGGCUUUUUUAAGAGUUGUGGUGUUUUAAUAAUGUCUGUUGUUUCUUGAAACAGACAAUUUGAUCUCUUUAUUAAACUUAAUAAUUAUGCGUUUUGGUUUUCCUAA